Herpailurus yagouaroundi (jaguarundi) is the source of this 3169-nucleotide messenger RNA. RefSeq names its product F-box protein 42 (gene FBXO42). Bases 221 to 2374 code for a protein of 717 amino acids. The transcript has 10 exons. Lineage: Eukaryota; Metazoa; Chordata; Mammalia; Carnivora; Felidae. Gene Ontology annotation, molecular function: protein binding; ubiquitin-like ligase-substrate adaptor activity. The record is from RefSeq and is a predicted model, not a curated record. Gene Ontology annotation, cellular component: SCF ubiquitin ligase complex.
CCAGAGCAGCAGCGGCGGCGGCGGCGGCGUUUGAGUGGAGGAAGAUGGCGGCUCCGGGCGGUUCGGGGUCCCGCCAGCUGUGAGGCGCUUGAGUGCGGCAAGCGCGGCCUGAGGCGAAGCGCCUCUGCUCUGGCCCUGUCCCCGGCUCCCUCAUCGCCGUCGCCAGCGGCGCGAACCCGAGAGCGUGGCGCGGGCUGGGCCAGCUGUUGAGUGGAAUGUCAUGGCCAGCUCCUCGGACAGUGAAGAUGACAGUUUCAUGGCCGUGGACCAGGAAGAAACUGUGCUGGAAGGGACAAUGGAGCAAGAUGAGGAGCCCCACCCAGUACUGGAGGUUGAAGAGACUAGACAUAAUAGGCCCAUGUCUGAGCUGCCAGAAGAGGUUUUGGAGUAUAUCCUGUCCUUUCUUUCACCAUACCAGGAACACAAAACUGCAGCCCUUGUCUGCAAACAGUGGUAUCGACUUAUCAAAGGUGUAGCCCACCAGUGUUAUCAUGGUUUCAUAAAGGCUGUCCAGGAAGGAAACAUUCAAUGGGAGAGUCGGACCUACCCUUAUCCUGGAACCCCGAUCACUCAACGGUUCUCACACAGUGCAUGCUAUUAUGAUGCUAAUCAAUCUAUGUACGUGUUUGGAGGCUGUACCCAGAGCAGCUGCAAUGCUGCUUUUAAUGACCUCUGGAGACUUGACCUAAAUAGCAAAGAGUGGAUCCGACCUUUGGCUUCAGGGUCCUAUCCUUCCCCUAAAGCUGGGGCAACUCUGGUCGUGUACAAGGACCUGCUGGUGCUGUUUGGUGGCUGGACGCGGCCAAGCCCUUAUCCCCUACACCAACCAGAGAGAUUCUUUGAUGAAAUACAUACUUACUCACCCUCUAAAAACUGGUGGAACUGCAUUGUGACAACCCAUGGGCCACCUCCCAUGGCUGGCCAUUCCUCCUGUGUGAUAGAUGAUAAAAUGAUUGUCUUUGGUGGCUCCUUAGGAUCCCGGCAAAUGAGCAACGAUGUCUGGGUCCUUGACCUCGAGCAGUGGGCGUGGUCCAAGCCGAACAUCUCCGGCCCCAGUCCUCAUCCUCGAGGUGGCCAAUCUCAGAUUGUCAUAGAUGAUGCAACUAUCUUAAUCCUUGGAGGGUGUGGCGGUCCCAACGCUCUCUUCAAGGAUGCUUGGUUGUUGCACAUGCAUUCAGGCCCCUGGGCCUGGCAGCCACUCAAGGUAGAAAAUGAAGAUCAUGGGGCUCCAGAACUGUGGUGCCAUCCAGCUUGUCGGGUGGGGCAGUGCGUGGUGGUCUUCAGUCAGGCUCCUAGCGGGAGAGCCCCACUCAGCCCAAGUUUGAACUCUCGCCCAUCACCUAUCAGCGCCACUCCUCCAGCCCUGGUUCCCGAAACCCGAGAGUACCGCUCUCAGUCUCCAGUAAGGAGUAUGGAUGAAGCUCCUUGUGUUAACGGCCGCUGGGGAACACUGAGGCCCAGAGCUCAAAGGCAGACCCCCUCAAGUUCCCGGGAAGGGAGCCUGUCCCCAGCCAGAGGAGAUGGCUCCCCCAUCCUCAAUGGUGGGAAUUUGUCUCCAGGAACAGCAGUGAUUGGUGGCUCUUCCUUGGACAGCCCUGUGCAGGCCGUGUCUCCUAGCACUCCAUCUACCACUGACGGAUAUGACCUCAAAAUGGGACUUUCUUUGGCCCCCCGACGAGGGUCACUACCAGAUCAGAAAGAUCUGAGGUUAGGAUCAAUAGAUCUGAAUUGGGAUCUGAAACCCACUUCGAGUAGCAAUCAUAUGGAUGGUGUGGACAACAGGACAGUUGGGGGAAGCACGAGACACCCUCCCGAACAGACGAAUGGUGUGCAUACCCCACCACACGUGGCCAGUGCCCUUGCAGGGGCUGUCUCCCCAGGUGCCCUGCGUCGGAGCCUAGAAGCCAUCAAAGCAAUGUCAUCCAAAGGCCCCUCAGCGUCCACAGCACUAAGUCCUCCUCUGGGGUCUUCUCCAGGCUCCCCCGGGAGCCAGAACCUGAGCAGUGGAGAAACAGUGCCCGUCCCUCGCCCAGGGCCUGCCCAAGGAGAUGGGCAUUCCUUACCUCCCAUUGCCCGCCGCCUGGGCCACCACCCUCCGCAGUCCCUGAAUGUUGGCAAACCUUUGUACCAGAGUAUGAACUGCAAGCCCAUGCAGAUGUACGUGCUAGACAUUAAAGACACCAAGGAGAAGGGGCGGGUCAAAUGGAAAGUAUUUAAUAGCAGUUCUGUGGUCGGACCUCCUGAAACCAGCCUGCACACAGUGGUACAAGGCAGGGGCGAACUCAUCAUAUUUGGAGGACUCAUGGACAAGAAACAGAAUGUGAAGUACUAUCCAAAAACAAACGCCUUGUACUUUGUGCGAGCAAAGAGAUAAUAUGUUCUAAACCCCCUUCCCUUUCUGUGGCUUUUAAUUUUCCAGUGUGCAAGCAUUUGGACUGCGAAUUGGGAAAACAAAGGACAGAAUUACCCCAUAAACCAAACCCCCAGUUCCCAACCUCACUCGCUGCAGGCUGGGGUCAAACCUCCAUUACGAAAAAAAUUAUAUAUAAAUAUAUAAAUAUAUAUUAUAUAGCCAACUGUGUUUACAGAGAGGGAGAGGUCUCCGUCCUGGUUCAGAUCAAAUUGUUGCUGUGUUUUAGCAGAGGCUCGGCUGCCUUUUUCUACAUUGCUGGUAACUAGACCAAGAAUUUAGGGAACAGACUAAUGUCAGAACGUAACCUAAGGCAACUGAAGAGCCCCCAUAAGUCCUUACGUGGCCUUCUUGGAGUUAGAGAAAGAAAGAGCGUGUGUGAGGUGCACGGGUGGAGGCUCCAGACCCACGAGCUCCAGGAGCUGGCAGGGGGAAAGGAGCCUGUAGAGAACUAUUCCUCCCUUCCCUUGAAAAGCGCAGAGGACCCGAGCGGUAACGCCCUCUGCCUGGCCCCGUUCUGCCCUCGUGACUGAGGAAAGUUACCCAGCCGGGAGUUCUUUGCCACAUGUGUGUGCCAGGAUCACCGUGAGACGACGUUUAUGCAGACACGCCUGUCUACCUCGUGUCCACUGGUCUUUUGCGUGCUCCCUCUGUGUCUCAGAAAAAACAUUUUGGUGUCUGAUUUUGGAAUUUUCUGACAAUCGUAUUUGAUUGCAAGUUGCCAAAAACCACAUUUGUUCCCUUAAAACUUGAUCCUCA